UUCGAGAGUGUUGCUUUUAUGUUUUGUCGUUUCCCGUGAAAAUAAUCUUUUUUACUGAAACGUAAGUAACGCAAGUGGCGUGUAUGUGCGACGUGGCGUUACCGGGGAACUCGAUCAUAAGUGCAGGCCACCGGGUAAUGGACCUUUGAGCGGACGAACCUCCGAGACGGGAUUCGCUGGGGAGUAGGUCGAAGGUGACAGACAACCGGGUGUACGCAGAGUGGUCUUCGCAAAAACCGCACAAUUAUACCGCCGCCCUUCUAGGCAGUAUCACGGCACCACCGGCCUCUUAAAUAGUACGAACACCCCCGUUAAAAACUGCGUAGAUCGUCGACGAAGCAGAGUCUGUAGUGAUCUCCCGGAGGGUUCUGGUGUAACUAGUGUCAAUCAUGGGGAAUAUGUUCGCAACGUUAUUCAAAGGCCUCUUUGGCAAAAAAGAAAUGAGGAUUUUGAUGGUAGGGCUAGAUGCAGCUGGUAAAACCACAAUAUUGUACAAAUUAAAAUUAGGGGAAAUUGUUACUACAAUUCCCACUAUAGGUUUCAAUGUAGAAACGGUUGAGUAUAAGAAUAUAAGUUUUACUGUGUGGGAUGUGGGUGGCCAAGACAAAAUAAGACCUCUAUGGCGACAUUAUUUUCAGAACACACAAGGGUUGAUAUUCGUCGUUGAUAGUAAUGAUAGGGAACGUAUUGGUGAGGCACGUGAAGAGUUGAUGAGAAUGUUAGCAGAAGACGAACUGAGAGAUGCAGUACUUUUAAUAUUUGCUAAUAAACAAGAUCUGCCAAACGCAAUGAAUGCAGCAGAGAUCACUGACAAGUUGGGGUUGCAUUCCUUACGUAAUCGCAAUUGGUACAUUCAAGCAACGUGCGCCACAAGUGGGGACGGACUUUACGAAGGUCUCGAUUGGCUUUCCAAUCAGCUGAAAAACGCCAACCGCUAAUUGGAAAAUUAUUCUGUCAACAUUCAGUUGCUAUAUUAACAUCAUACAAAAAAACCAGUUGCACACCCAUCCCCCCUGCGACCGAGUACCAUUAUAAAAAAAAAUAAAAAAAUAAAAAACAAAAAAAAACAAACAAUGCAGACCGCAAGAUCUCAGAUCUUGAGUGGAGGAUAUAGAAGAGUUAUUACCGAGAAAAGUCUCCGUGUCAGCAAGUUUUUUUAGAAAAAUAAGGGGGGAAGGGGAGUGUGAAGGCGGCCGCAAACAACACGCGAUCGGACGGCCCACACCGGACUAUUGCCUUGCGCAACUUAUUAUUAUAAUUAUUAUUAUUAUUAUAUUAGCAUUAUAGUUACACUUUUUACACAGAGAUGCCACGCGAGAAUAUGUGGAAAAAAAAAACUUGGAAGUAAUUAUAUUAAAGUACCUAACUCUGAAACAUACGAUAUACACAUUGAUUAAUGAAUAAUUUAAACAACACCUUCGAUGAAGAAAACAAAUUUAAAAAAAAAAAAAAAAAAAAAAAAUUGUGAGAAAGGAGAAAGAAAGAGUUAAAGUACUCCCCCACAGUGUUGUCAGUUUCGAAUGCGUUGGACAUACCGAUAAUUAUAAUGUAGCUGCAUAUUGUACAUUAUAUUAUAUAUAAAUACGAUAAAAUGUGAUUAAUAGACGAGAGAUGUUGCUCUCUCUCUUCUCUGUCCACACUACAUUUGAACAAAAGACGCUCUCACUUCGACGGUGCAAACGCGGUCGAUGCUAUGAAAGAAAGAAAAAAAGAGAAAAACGUAGGAAGUGAUUGCAAACAAAUUGGUGCGAUGCACCUGCUGUUUCCUAGUUACAAGAGUUUCUUUCUAUUUUUUUAAGUUCUCGGCGAUAGAGAAAAGAAACAAAAAAA
Molecule: messenger RNA, 1830 nt
Organism: Pseudomyrmex gracilis
Lineage: Eukaryota; Metazoa; Arthropoda; Insecta; Hymenoptera; Formicidae
Gene: Arf79F
Product: ADP-ribosylation factor 1
Exons: 5
Coding region: 390-938 (182 amino acids)
Biological process (GO): vesicle-mediated transport; intracellular protein transport
Cellular component (GO): cytoplasm; plasma membrane
Molecular function (GO): GTPase activity; GTP binding
Source: RefSeq, a predicted model, not a curated record